GACACUUUCUAUUCUACUUUUUAUUUGAAAGGAAAAGGAUAGAAAGUGUUCUGAAGUAUUUGAAAGGUUAACUGUACUUCAGCCUAGAGAUCCGAUAAUUUAAUGUCUAUGAUACGUAAAAAAAUGUCUACAAUAUUUAUUUUACAUUUUUAUUUAUUGCAUUUGACACAUAUUGAAUUUAUUUUGUACUUCAAUUCAAUUCAGGAAGCAAUCAUAAGACACUAAAGCAUCAUGCAGAUUUUCGUGAAGACGUUGACGGGGAAAACCAUAACCCUUGAAGUUGAGGCUUCGGACACGAUUGAAAACGUGAAGGCAAAAAUCCAAGACAAGGAAGGAAUCCCCCCAGAUCAGCAGCGAUUGAUCUUCGCUGGAAAACAGCUCGAGGACGGCCGCACGCUUUCCGAUUACAACAUCCAGAAGGAGUCGACUUUGCAUUUGGUUCUUCGGCUUCGUGGCGGUAUGCAGAUCUUCGUCAAGACUCUCACUGGCAAGACCAUCACUCUGGAGGUGGAAGCUUCGGACACAAUUGAAAACGUCAAAGCUAAAAUCCAGGACAAGGAAGGAAUCCCUCCAGAUCAGCAGCGAUUGAUCUUUGCCGGAAAACAGCUCGAGGACGGCCGCACACUUUCCGACUACAACAUUCAAAAAGAAUCCACUCUGCAUCUGGUUUUGAGACUUCGUGGUGGCAUGCAGAUCUUCGUCAAGACUCUGACUGGCAAAACCAUUACAUUGGAAGUCGAAGCGUCAGAUACGAUCGAAAAUGUCAAGGCAAAAAUCCAGGACAAGGAAGGAAUCCCUCCAGAUCAGCAGCGAUUGAUCUUUGCCGGAAAACAGCUCGAGGACGGCCGCACGCUUUCCGAUUACAACAUUCAGAAGGAAUCGACUUUGCAUUUGGUUCUUAGGUUGCGUGGUGGCAUGCAAAUUUUCGUGAAGACUCUUACUGGCAAAACCAUUACAUUGGAAGUCGAAGCGUCAGAUACGAUCGAAAAUGUCAAGGCAAAAAUCCAGGACAAGGAAGGAAUCCCUCCAGAUCAGCAGCGAUUGAUCUUUGCCGGAAAACAGCUCGAGGACGGCCGCACGCUUUCCGAUUACAACAUUCAGAAGGAAUCGACUUUGCAUUUGGUUCUUAGAUUGCGUGGUGGCAUGCAAAUUUUCGUGAAGACUCUUACUGGCAAAACAAUCACUUUGGAGGUCGAAGCAUCAGACACAAUUGAAAAUGUCAAAGCAAAAAUCCAAGAUAAGGAAGGAAUCCCACCGGACCAACAAAGGUUGAUCUUCGCUGGAAAACAACUUGAAGACGGCCGCACGCUCUCUGACUACAACAUUCAAAAGGAAUCAACCUUGCAUUUGGUUCUUAGGUUGCGUGGUGGCAUGCAAAUCUUCGUGAAAACUCUUACUGGCAAAACAAUCACAUUGGAAGUCGAAGCAUCAGACACCAUUGAAAAUGUCAAAGCAAAAAUUCAGGAUAAAGAAGGGAUCCCUCCUGAUCAGCAAAGACUGAUUUUCGCGGGCAAGCAGCUUGAAGACGGACGUACCUUGUCAGACUACAAUAUUCAAAAGGAAUCUACACUUCAUCUUGUACUUCGCCUUAGAGGUGGAAAUGUUUAAUUUCCUAUCUGUGAUCUUUCUUUCUGCUAAUCGUCAUGACAUGUCAUAACAUGGAUUUUAUUUAUACUUUGUUAUAUAAAUGUUAUUACAAUACAAAGCAAAUGUCGUGAUUAUUAAAUGAUAUAGAAAAAUUUAUUUGACGAAUAAAGAUUGAUUGUGCAAACUAA
Molecule: messenger RNA, 1775 nt
Organism: Ooceraea biroi (clonal raider ant)
Lineage: Eukaryota; Metazoa; Arthropoda; Insecta; Hymenoptera; Formicidae
Gene: Ubi-p63E
Product: Polyubiquitin-63E
Molecular function (GO): protein binding
Source: RefSeq, a predicted model, not a curated record